AUGUGCAGUAAAAAAAUCAAUGAACCAACUUCUAUAAUCGCCGAGGAGUCCGUGCUUGGUGAGAGAUGGGUGUCCAUCUACGAGAAGGAUGUUGACUUUGAACCACAGCAUUUCGAAGCAGCGAUGCUCAAUAUCAUCAAACAGCCAAAUAUCAAUUCCACGGUAAUUCUCCGAGCGGACUUGCUCAAGGAAAACAUCUAUGACCCGGAGAAAGGAGAUACCAUCUUCACUAGCAAAUUGAUAGGUGAGGUUCCCAACUUUGAAUCAGAUCAAGCAUCAAAGACAGAAACUGCUUCUUCGGUCUUAUAUCGAGAUAUAAAGGAUGUGACAAUUCGACAAGUGCCACUUGAUGAAAAUAAAUUAAAGCUACGGAAUAAGUACGAAAUUGUACGCAGAAUCAUACCUCGGAAUCCAUAUAAAGACCACAUUAUCAAUCAAACUUGUCUUGUAGCCUGCUCAGAGGAUAAAAAUACAACGCUUGUUGUUUAUGUGCCACAUAUACAAACUCGCGAAGAAAUACCUUAUUAUUUACCUUCAGUUUACGGAGUCGGUAUACUCCACCAUAACAAUAAAGUUUCAGUGCAUUAUCUAACGUUUCAAGAUUCAAGCUGGCGAGAUGAAAAACAGAAAAUUACGUUAAUGGAUUUACUGGAGAGACCUAUGCGGACUGCGUUAAGGUUAUUGCAAACUUCAAGCAAACACUCAGCGGGAGUGAAGGCAGGGUAUGAGAAACGAGUCAAACUUGAUUUAGUAGUAUCGAAAGAAAAUUUCCAAAACAAAUAUAUAUACCUCAAAACCAAGUACUCUGCCAACUUGGUGAAAAACUGGUGCGAAAGCACCGAUCCAAAGAAACAUGUAUUUGAGGAUCUAGCAAUUGCAGCAUUUUUGAUGGAGUACUGGAAAGCGAAAAAAUUUGACGCUGGCAAUUUUGAAUUCCGAGACUUGGGGUGCGGUAAUGGGUUAUUGGUCAAUAUAUUGAUCCAGGAAGGUUACAAAGGUCAAGGAAUUGAUGCCAGGGCGCGCAAAUCCUGGGCUACAUAUCCCGAAGAAGUGAGGAGUAAUCUUUUCGAAAAGAUCAUCGUACCCAGUGUUUUGCUCAAACCACACCCAUCCAUGGCUAGGACAUCACCAGAAAUCAAAGAUAAUGGGAAACAAUUCGCCGAGCCAACCAAUAAUCAGGUGAACUAUCAUUCUGCUGGUAGCUUGCUCAAAUCACCAAUGGUUUGCACCACUGAAGACUUUCCUAAAAAUACGUUUCUUAUUGGAAACCACUCGGAUGAAUUGACGUGUUGGAUGCCUUUGCUUGGUUUCCCGUUCAUUGUGAUACCUUGUUGCUCGCAUGCCUUAAGUGGAGCUCGUGUAAGGUAUCCACCCAGAAAAUUCAUUGGUCCACAACCAAAGAUGGAAAAGUCUACAAGUUCUAUUCCGCAAAAUUCAACAUAUGGCUCGCUAAUGGACCACGUGGAGGAUAUUGCCAUUUUGAACGGUUGGAAAGUUGAGAAAGAAAUGUUGCGUAUACCAAGCACGAGAAACGCAGCCAUAAUGAGUUGCGAGAAAGUAGAUGAGCUUAAGGGAGAACCAGAGGAAAUAUCUCAGUUACGAGUCUUUGACAUUGUUAGCAUCGAAGGGGGUGCUGAUGGAUGGGUGGAAAAUUCCUUAAACUUGAUGAAAAAGGCACCAAGAAAUCAUUAA
This is a messenger RNA of Lodderomyces elongisporus, 1692 nucleotides long. RefSeq names its product tRNA (uracil) methyltransferase (gene TRM44). The coding region runs from base 1 to 1692 and encodes 563 amino acids. The record is from RefSeq and is a predicted model, not a curated record. The transcript has a single exon. Gene Ontology annotation, biological process: tRNA methylation. Gene Ontology annotation, molecular function: tRNA (uridine) methyltransferase activity. Lineage: Eukaryota; Fungi; Ascomycota; Pichiomycetes; Serinales; Debaryomycetaceae.